AUGGAAGUUGAUUCAGGUGCAGGAAUUUCAAUAUUACCUGAAGAAAUUGUAAAAGAGAAGUUACCUCAUAUAUACAUUCAUCCUACUAUUUUAAAGCUAAGAACUUAUGAUGGGUCAAUUAUUAAACCAACGGGAGAGAUUGAAGUUAAACUAAUGUAUGGUGAAAGAGAACUAUAUUGUAAAUUAUUAGUAGUUAAAAAAGGACAUAGAGCUCUGGUAGGCAGAAUGAACAAAUUAGGAAUAACGAUUAGAGGUGUUUCAAAAAUUGAAGUAGAAAGCACAAAUAAGAAUAAUAAGUUAGAAUUGUUAAUAAAUGAAUUUGAAGAAUUGUUUGAGGAAAAAAUUGGUAAAUAUAAAUAUGAAAAAGUGACGUUAAAAGUUAAAGAGGAAUGUACACCUAUAUUUUGUAAACCGAGACCAAUACCUUUUGCUUUUAAGAAAAAAGUUGAGGGUGAGUUGGAUAGAUUAGAAAGAGAAGACAUAAUACAGAAAGUUGAGACCAGUGAAUGGGGUACUCCGCUUGUACCGGUUAUUAAACCAGAUGGAUCUAUUCGUUUAUGUGCAGAUUAUAAAACUACUGUUAAUAAAUAUUUGGUAGAUAUUAACCACCCAUUACCAAGAGUAGAAGAGGUAUUUGUGGCGUUACAAGGAGGUAAAACAUUCUCUAAAUUAGAUUUUUUGAAUGCUUAUAACCAAUUAGAAUUAUGUGAAAGUACACAAAAACUAUUAGCUUGGAGUACAAGUAAAGGUAUUUAUAUAGUUAAAAGAUUACCUUUCGGUACCAAACCAGCUUGUUCAAAAUUUCAGAGUGUUAUUGAAAAAGUGUUGUUAAGAACAAAGGGUGUUAAAAACUUUUUAGAUGACAUAAUUGUGACUGGUAGACACAUAAUUGGAUUAGAAGGUAUUGAAAGGGAUAAAAAUAAAGUUAAAGCAAUGCUUAAUGCAGUAGAACCUAAGAGUGUCACUGAAGUAAAAGCAUUUACAGGCAUGGUAAACUACUAUGCUAAAUGUAUACCAAAUUUAUCAACUUUAUUGGGUCCUAUUUACAAUUUAUUAAAAAAAGAAGUGAAAUUUAUAUGGACAAAUGAAUGUAGAAAGGCAUUUAAUAAGACAAAGCAAGCAAUGGCAUCAGAAUCAUUAUUGGUUCAUUACAAUCCAGAGUUAAGUGUUGUAUUGUCUUGCGAUGCGUCGGAGUAUGGUAUAGGAGCAGUGUUAAUGCAUAUGUUUGAAAAUGGAGAAAAGCGACCGGUGGGGUAUGCAUCAAGAAUCCUAACCGUGGCUGAAAAAAAAUACUCAGUAAUACAAAAAGAAGCUUUGGCGGUUUUCUGGGGUGUAAAGAAAUUUUCUCAAUAUCUCUUGGGCAGAAAAUUUUUCUUAGAGACUGACCAUAAACCUCUAUUAGCUUUGUAUGGCGAAAAUAAAGGUAUUCCUGUUAUGGCCUCUGGGAGAAUUCAAAGAUGGGCAUUAUAUUUAUCUGAGUUUGAUUAUCAAGUAUUACAUAUUAAAGGUAAUGAUAAUAAAGUGGCAGAUGGACUUUCGAGAUUACCUGAUGAAGAGGAGGUACAAACGCAAAUAAAUGAAGCUGACUAUGUUGAUUUUAUGGAAAAUACUAUGCCUAUUGAUUAUGAGAUACUUAGAGUGGAAACUAAAAAAGAUAAUGAAUUUAGUUUAGUUGUUAAAUAUUUGAAUGAAGGUUGGCCGAUUAAAGUAAGGGAGGAACUGAAACCGUAUGCAAUUAGAAAGGAAGAAAUUUGUGUAGAUAAAGAUAUAUUAAUGUGGGGUUACAGAAUUUUAAUUCCUAAAAGUCUGAGGAAGGAUUUAUUGAAAGAAGUACAUUCAACACACAUGGGUAUGUCCAAAAUGAAGACAUUAUGUAGAUCAUACAUGUGGUGGCCUGGAUUAGAUAAAGAUAUAGAAAAUUGGGUGCAGAGUUGUGAUGCUUGUUUACAAAGUAGAUCAGAACCAAUUUUAGCUGAACCAAAAAAGUGGGAGGAAGCGAGUUGUCCAAUGGAUAGAGUACACAUAGAUUUUCUAUAUUUACAAGGAAAAAAUUAUUUAAUAAUGACAGAUAUAUUUACAAAAUGGCCAGAAGUAGCGGAAAUGAAAAUAAUGAAUAGUUGUUCAGUUAUUGAAAAAUUAAGGGAAAUAUUUGCCAGGUUUGGAUUACCAAACAAAAUUGUGUCAGACAAUGGACCGCAAUUUAGAUCAGAAGAGUUUAUACAAUUUUGUAAAAAUAAUAUGAUCAGAUUUGUGACGUCCCCUCCUUAUCAUCCAGCUACGAAUGGAUCGGCUGAAAAUGCUGUUAAGUCUUUAAAAAAUGGUAUAUUAAAGGCGGUUAAAGAUAAAAAGAAUAAAAAUGUUUCGUUAAAUACACUAAUCCAAAGAUAUCUGUUAGUAUAUAGGAAUACACCACACUGGAUAACGGAAAAUGUGAUUUGGAGAAGGCACAUUGACCAACUAAUGGAAGUGGGUAAGGUUAAGGAAAAUGGCAUGGAAACAGUAGAAAAGGAGAAAGGAGAAGAACAAACGGUAUUGAAGGAAAAGGAAAUUAUUAAAGCAAAAGAAGAAACUAUUGAUAAAAAAAAAUAUUGA
This is a messenger RNA of Metopolophium dirhodum (rose-grain aphid), 2592 nucleotides long. RefSeq lists its product as uncharacterized. The record is from RefSeq and is a predicted model, not a curated record. The coding region runs from base 1 to 2592 and encodes 863 amino acids. Gene Ontology annotation, molecular function: nucleic acid binding. Gene Ontology annotation, biological process: DNA integration. The transcript is spliced from 3 exons. Lineage: Eukaryota; Metazoa; Arthropoda; Insecta; Hemiptera; Aphididae.